AUGCCGACCGCCAUCAAUGCAGCGGUGGCUCAGCAGACAGCUGCCGGGUCAGUUCCCAGCACUACCAGCGCUACAACCGAAGGUACAGGGGGAGGCACAGGAGGGAUUUAUUCUGCCAUUAUAAGUCGCAACCAGCCCAUUAUCAAGGUAAAGGAAAAGACCUAUGAAGAGCUUCACAAGAAGUGCCUGGAAAAAAACAUUCUCUAUGAGGAUCCUGAUUUCCCACCCAAUGAGUCUUCCCUCUUCUACAGCCAGAAAGUCCCCAUCAAGUUUGAAUGGAAAAGACCACGUGAAAUUUGUGAGAAUCCACGAUUUAUUAUUGGCGGAGCCAACAGAACAGAUAUCUGCCAAGGAGAAUUAGGCGAUUGCUGGUUCCUGGCUGCCAUUGCUUGCCUGACACUGAAUAAAAAACUGCUCUGCAGAGUCAUACCUCACGACCAGUCCUUCAUACAGAACUAUGCUGGCAUCUUUCAUUUCCAGUUUUGGCGCUACGGAGACUGGGUGGAUGUCAUCAUUGAUGACUGCCUACCCACAUACAACAACCAGCUGGUCUUCACCAAAUCCUCCCAGCGCAAUGAAUUUUGGAGUGCUCUCCUGGAAAAGGCCUAUGCAAAACUGCAUGGGUCCUAUGAAGCUUUGAAAGGAGGCAACACCACAGAGGCCAUGGAGGACUUCACUGGAGGGGUGACAGAGUUCUAUGAGAUAAAGGAUGCUCCUAAAGAUAUCUAUAAAAUCAUGAAACAUGCCAUUGCCAGAGGAUCCCUCAUGGCCAGCUCCAUUGAUGAUAACCUAGGCUUUUCCUAUGGAGCAGCUCCUCGAAGUGACAUUGGAGAACUGAUUGCUCGAAUGGUGAAGAACCUAGAAAAUGCACAGAUGACUCACCCCACUGUGGACUACCAGGGGACAGAUGAAAGGCCAGCCUGGACUAUAAUGCCAAUGCAGUAUGAAACCCGGAUGUCUUGUGGGCUGGUCAAAGGUCAUGCAUACUCUGUCACAGCUGUGGAAGAGACAACAUUUAAAGGGGAAAAGAUACGUCUGAUAAGGCUGAGAAACCCGUGGGGACAGGUGGAAUGGAAUGGACCUUGGAGUGAUAAAUCAGAAGAGUGGAACUUCAUUAAUGAAGAAGAGAAAAUCCGCCUGCAACACAAGAUUGUGGAAGAUGGGGAAUUCUGGAUAUCAUUUGAAGAUUUCAUGAGGCAUUUCACAAAACUUGAAAUCUGCAACCUCACACCUGAUACUCUGGAAGCUGAUAAGCUUCAGACCUGGACUGUGUCAGUCAAUGAAGGGCGCUGGGUGAGAGGCUGCUCAGCUGGAGGGUGUCGCAAUUAUCCAGAUACAUUUUGGACCAAUCCCCAGUAUCGUCUGAAACUCCUAGAGGAAGAUGAUGAUCCCGAAGAUGAAGAGGUUAUCUGCAGCUUCCUGGUAGCACUGAUGCAGAAAAACAGGAGGAAAGAACGCAAGCUGGGAGCCAACCUCUACACCAUUGGCUUUGCCAUCUAUGAGGUACCCAAAGAGAUGCACGGUACUAAGCACCACUUGCAAAAGGAUUUUUUCCUCUACAAUGCUUCCAAAGCUAGAAGUAAGACCUAUAUAAACAUGCGAGAAAUCUCUGAGCGCUUCCGGCUGCCUCCCAGCGAGUAUGUCAUCAUCCCAUCCACAUAUGAUCCUCACCAGGAGGGAGAAUUCAUCCUGAGGGUUUUCUCAGAGAAAAGAAGUCUUUCAGAGGAGGUUGAAAACAUGAUUGAGGCGGAUCGCCCAUCGCGUUCUUCAGCAAAAGCUCGUGAGAAGAGUGAAGAGGAAACACAGUUCAGGAAUAUUUUCCGACAGAUCGCAGGGGAUGACAUGGAGAUCAAUGCUGAAGAACUCAGGAAUGUUCUCAACAACGUUGUUAAAAAACACAAGGACCUAAAGACAGAAGGAUUUGAACUAGAAUCCUGCCGCAGCAUGAUUGCUUUGAUGGACACAGACGGCUCAGGAAAGAUCAACUUUGAUGAGUUCCGGCACCUCUGGGACAAGAUCAAAAGCUGGCAGAAAAUCUUCAAGCGUUACGAUUCAGACCAUUCAGGAACCAUUAACAGCUAUGAGAUGCGCAAUGCAGUCAAUGAUGCAGGGUUUCGGCUGAACAACCAGCUCUACGACAUCAUCACAAUGCGAUAUGCUGACAAGAACAUGAACAUCGACUUUGACAGCUUCAUCUGCUGCUUUGUGAGACUGGACGCUAUGUUCAGGGCAUUCCAUGCCUUCGAUAAAGAUGGAGAUGGAAUCAUAAAGCUCAACGUCCUGGAGUGGCUGCAGCUCACCAUGUACGCCUAAUACCGGAGCCUUCAUCAAGGACCCGCUCCAGGUUGCUGUUUGAAGUAAUGAACUCCAUCCAUCCCCAAUUACAAACGAGUAUUUUGCAAGAUACGUGAUUUUGCUCACCAAGAUAAAAUGUGCGUGAAAGAAUAAAAAGACAGCUGUGCUCCAGCAAGCAAAUCGGCGCUCAUUCCCUGUACCUACUUAUGUAGUAUCUCCGGGACAUUUACUUUCAACAGCAAGGACUGAUUUAUUGAUGACUGCAUUUAGGUCUCUCUGCAUGUUUAAAACACAGAGCACGCAUUGUUACUGUUUAUACUGACACUUGGAAGCGCCAUCCCUGAAGUCAGUACAGAUCAGGCAAAACUGAGUCUGGAUCUGGAUCUGAACUGUGGAAGUCAGAGGUGUCUCCUACCACCCUGCAAUCAGUCUUUGUUAAUAAUUUAUUUUAAGAGGUGUUUUAGCAGAAUCGUACAUACUUUACCCCAGUGCUGCCACUUUAGGAAGAUUAUUAGCAUACUUAUUGAUUAAUAAUAAUAAUUAUGCUAAUAAUUAUUAAUUAUUAGCAUAAUUAAUUGAAAAUAAAUCAACUGAGUUUUAAUGUUGACCUUUAGGGUGUAAUUUCUGAAGGAACAAAGGGGAAUGAAUGCUGAGCACCGUCCCACCAUUCUUCAGGAUCUAGAGCAGCUGGUAUAGUUUUAUCACAAGCAUGAAAUCAGCAUGAGACUUCAAACGUCAGCUAACUUCAAAUGCACUGGCAAAGCAUGUGAGCUUGACAGGCUUCCAGAACUGGUCAAUCAGUGAUCAGCACAAAAAUGGAUAGAAAAACCAGUAUGUGCACAGAGAGGGCAUGGAGGCCAGACUUUAUCAGGAGAACUUCUACUGAGAGCAAAGUCUCUGUCUCAGGUGUGUGGUCACAGGGCAACAAAGGAUGACUGACCUCUUAGUUCCCCGGGGCCAAGAAAGCAAUCUGCUACAGCAAAACUGAAACAACAAAUCUUGGCAUCUACCCAACAUCAUUCUGAUAAUUCAUACAUUUAACUGCGGGAUCACUAAGAGACAGAUAAACCUUUGACUAUAAAGUUCUUAAUAAUAUUGUCUUGCACUGUAACUUCCUCUGAAAGAGUAAGAAAAUAAUAGUUUAUGUAAUGAGUUAUCCUUUAAACUCAGCUUUUGUUUUAACCCAACCUAAGUCUCUAUGAUGACUGGAACACUAGGAGCCCUGGGUUCCAGCAAUGUGUUAUCUCCACUGAGCUGUUAUUUUCCAUACAAAGCCAUAGCAGAAGCUCUUGGUUGGGGUCUUCACAGAAAAACUAUCUGUCAGAAGAUCUGGAUUUUUUGACUAGCAAUCAAAACCAGCCCUUAACCUCCCAAUGAGUGGAAAACAAACAGCUCUCUAGAACUUCCCUUUGCAAUAAGCCAUGAAGCAAGGCUGUCUCAGUGCAUCAUCUUGGACGCCUCAGUUGGGUGGAUGGUUUCCAACUUCCCUAUGAUAUCUUAGACUCCUGCAACAGCCCUCUGUGUCAGCACUGGAGCUUGAAAUAUACAGCUCCAGGACAGCCUGGGUUGACUUCAUCCAACCCCAAAUGGAACGUCAUGUUCUACUGAACCCUGUGAAAGAAUCUUUCUAUUCCACACAAAGAAGAAUCAGGCUGACAAACCAUAAACAAUAUAAAGAACUUUUAUUUUUCUUUUCAGUUUUUUUGUCUGUGUAAAGUUUCAUCAUUGUUACACUCAGCUUCGUACCAAAAUGAAAGAGGAAAAGCAAGGUCAAUCUGUGCAAAUGUUCUACAUAGCUUAAGUCAUUCAAUUCUCAACCAUGUUGUUUUAUUUUUCAUAUUUGCAGCAAAAUGAAACUGGAGGAGCUGGCAGGUGCAUAUGACAGAAUAUAUACCUACAUAGUUUGCUCUUUACUUCCACCAUUAAAUAUUUUGCAAUUAGCACUCGAGACUGUUUCCUUAUCCUUCUUCAUAUGUUCUGCAAUUCUGGACGACUUAAGACUAUGUUUGAAUGACAGUACAUUAAAGGCCUGAAAACCAAGAUUUUAUCUGUACCUACAUUUUAAUUUAAAAGAAGGAAAAAAAAUCUUUCCAGCACCAUGUUUUUGUUUCUGGGAACCUAGAGUUUAUUGUGAGCUUUCAGUCAUUGUUUACCAAGAUUUAGCAUAACUGCAUGGUUUGUAAGUGCGAGGUGAGACCUGUGCUACUUCAGCACAGCACAGAGCUGAACCACUUGGAAGGUCCACAACCCACACACCUUAAGGCAAACAGAAGCUGGGGUAUGUAAUGCAUCCUCAUACCAACAGAUGCAAGUUUUCCCUCUGGCCCUUUCCAGACAGGGAAGCAACAGCAAUAGGCCACGCAGCACCACGCUGUCAGUUAGCUGUUACUUUUCCUAUGAUUUGAAGGAAAAUGGAGCAAAUAAUACAGACCAGUCUUUGCGUUGUUUUUUGAUUCAACAUGUGAGGAUGUCA
Coturnix japonica (Japanese quail) is the source of this 4768-nucleotide messenger RNA. RefSeq names its product calpain 3 (gene CAPN3). Lineage: Eukaryota; Metazoa; Chordata; Aves; Galliformes; Phasianidae. Gene Ontology annotation, cellular component: cytoplasm. The record is from RefSeq and is a predicted model, not a curated record. Gene Ontology annotation, molecular function: calcium-dependent cysteine-type endopeptidase activity; calcium ion binding. Gene Ontology annotation, biological process: negative regulation of apoptotic process; proteolysis.